CAAUGGCUAGUUUUGGAAAACGGAUAAGGAUAGGAGUUUUAUUGCUUUGGGAUCUGGGAUGACAAUAAGUGCAAUAAGCAAAGGAAUAUUCAGAUUUGGGUUUGUUUAUUUUGAAAGGUGCUUUCCCAUGCAUUUGUCUUGCAUAAUAGGCAAGUGCAGUGAGUAAUGGGUUGGACUGAGAUAGCAAUACAGUGUUUUCUUUUAUUUGUGGUCUUGAAACUGGCACACACUGAUGAAGGAUGGCAGGAGCCCGAGUUGACAGUCCCUUCACAAUCCGAAGAUGCUGAGUCAGCAGAUUCAGAAAGUCCCGCCUUCCAGGCACCUGAGACACCCACCUUACGUCAGGUGCUGGAGGGCAUGAAGCCGCCGUCCCUGACAGACGACGAGUCGGCCGCCGGCUCAGUGUGGCUGCACAGUAAGGCCGGCCCGGACAUGGCCGACCUGGCCGAGGGGGAGCAGCCGCCGGCCGCCGACUCGGAGCCGCCAGAGCAGCCGGACGACACCGAUCGGACGCAGAAUGCCACCCAGACAGAGGGAGGUGAGGGAGGAGAGAGUGGGGUGGCGGCGUCCAACUCGACGGCCAAACUGUGCAACUGUGUACCGCUGGGCCGGCCCGCGGACGUGCUGGCUUUAGAGCUGGUGAACGGCUCCGUUCUGACGGAGGCGCUGGCGGCCGACUCGACGGUACGCACCCGCAGCCAGCCGGCCAUCUGUCUGCUGGUCCUGUUCUACGGUCGCAGCUGUCCGUUUUCCGCGGCGGCAGCGCCUCAUCUGAACGCCCUGCCGCGCGUCUUCCCAGACCUGCGCGUGCUGGCGGUGGAUGCGCUCGAAAACGGCAGCCUGAACACGCGUUUCGGCAUCAUCGCCGUGCCCACGGUCCUCCUCUUCCACAACGGCCGGCCUGUGGCGCGGUACAACCAAUCAGAACCCACGCUGGAGCGACUGGCCGAGUUCAUAUCGUCCCACACGCUGCUGUCGGCCGGCGGGCCGCUGGAGAUCACAGACGCCGACCUGGCGGGGCCGCUACCGACUGUGGCCGAACACAGACUCGACUGGUACCUGGUGGCCGCCUGGCUGUUUAUUAUUGUGUGCGUGGCGUGCGCGGCCACGCGGCUGAGACUGUGGAGGAGAGCCGCGGACACGGUGAGAGCGUGGUGGUUGGAGGCGGAGCAGCACCUGCAUGAGGAGUGAUUGAUUGGAGAGAGGGAGAGAGGAAGGGUGGGAGAGAGAGAGGGAGGGGAGAGGGAGAGAGUGACAGCACGGCCGCCCACGGUGGAGGGUUGUCGUUCGUGCGUCAGUGUCAUAUUGUCUGUGAUUUACUCGGAGUGGGGUUGAGAUAUCGAGUUUACCGUGAGCCCCUGUUGAUCAGUGUCCAAUUGAAUGACGUGUACAAAUAUAAGAAGUCGUAAAUCUA
Molecule: messenger RNA, 1414 nt
Organism: Amphibalanus amphitrite
Lineage: Eukaryota; Metazoa; Arthropoda; Thecostraca; Balanomorpha; Balanidae
Gene: bug
Product: thioredoxin domain-containing protein 15-like
Exons: 6
Coding region: 166-1191 (341 amino acids)
Biological process (GO): cilium assembly
Cellular component (GO): cilium
Source: RefSeq, a predicted model, not a curated record